This is a messenger RNA of [Torrubiella] hemipterigena, 7083 nucleotides long. The record is from the annotation of a GenBank genome assembly. NCBI's taxonomy places the organism in Eukaryota, Fungi, Ascomycota, Sordariomycetes, Hypocreales, Clavicipitaceae.
GGACGACCAAACUCCUCCUCUUUUCCAUCCCCCAAUUCCCCGUUUCUCCCAUCAUAAAAAAGGCAGAGCCCGCCAGGACCCGUCGUGUUAUUACUUAUUAGACGGAGGUAACGUAUGGUUUAUUAACCAGCCAGGCUCUGCCAGCUCUGCGUUGACGACGCGCCGACCGAACGACGACACCACCCUUCCAACGUGGCCAUACAACCAGACCGCCCAAAAUGUCGUCUGACGCCAAUCGCGAUGUGUCGCAAUACAAAUAUUCGGCCAUGUCUAACCUGGUUCUCCAGGCAGACCGUCGCUUUGUCACAAAACGAAGCGAUGAGGCCACAGGUGAUCCCGAGUCCCUCGCCGGCAGGCUGAGCAUUCGCGAUAUGGGCUCUCGCAUGGCACGAGAUGAGAUGCCCAAACAGAAGAAACAAGGCGCCAUGCCUAAUAUUCAAAGAGGAAGCUUGCAAGAAGGUCAGGAUGUCCUCCUGCGAGAGCAGCGAAAACGCAAUGGCGAGUCGCAGCUCCGCGGUACAGGUCUCCUUGGCGCCAACGAGCCGCUAAUCGAAGGUAUUACAUACCGACCUAGGACGCUGGCAACACGAGCAACAUUUGACUUGAUCUUGACUCUUGUCGCCAACAACUUGGGCGAUGUACCCCACGAGGUCGUGCGAAGUGCCGCUGAUGCAGUUCUCGAAUACCUCAAAGACGAUGACCUCAAGGACCUCGACAAGAAGAAGGAAAUUGAUGAUAUCCUCGGAUCAAGCAUGAACCCCAAAGAAUUUAACGAGCUUGUUAACUUGGGUAAAAAGAUUACAGAUUAUGACGCCCAGGACGACGAUGAAGAUACCAACAUGGACGACGCCAACGGCGACGCCACCAUCGAUGACCGUCAGGGUGUGGCAGUAGACUUCGAUGACGAGGAAGACGACGACGACAAACUCGUACACGAAGUCCGCGAUGUCUCUUCAGAUGAAGAUGAGGAUGCCGAAGAAGAUGACGAUGAGCAGGCUGCGAAGCCUGUCGACGAUGCGGACGAGGGUGAUGAGAUGGUCCUCGAUGGAGGAGUUGACACCGCCAAUCAAACUAGCAAGUCAAAAUCAGCCAUCCCGGCCCGCGAUAUUGACGCCUUUUGGCUUCAGAGAGAGAUUGGUCACUUUUACCCCGACGCACACGAACAGGCCGAUAAGACGAAAGACGCCCUGCGCUUCCUUUCUGCUGAAGCUGACGAAGAAGGUAGCGAAGAAAAGACUCUACGUGAGAUCGAAAACGACCUCAUGGAACUUUUUGAUUUCGAUCACCACGAGCUCGUACAGAAGCUUGUCGAAAACCGCGAAAGAGUCUAUUGGUUGACCAAGCUUGCGCGCACCGAGUCGGCAGAGGAUAAAGCGAACGUCGAGCGCGAAAUGGCAUCCGAAGGCUUACAACAUAUCCUUAAUGAACUUCACGGAAAGACCUCAACGGACGACCGCAAAGGUGCCAUUCGGAUGGACAUCGAUGUCCCAGCCCAUACAUCCGCAGCCAAUGGGGAAGCGAAAUCCGAGGCGCCAACAGGACUAGUUGGUGGUCUACAGCCCAGAAAACUCAUCAAUCUUGAUAACCUCGUGUUUGACCAAGGAAAUCAUCUUAUGACCAAUGCGGAAGCUAGACUGCCCGCAGGAACGACAAAACGUUCUUUCAAGGGCUACGAAGAAAUUCAUGUACCAGCGCCGAAGAAGCGAAACGAGCCCGACGAUGUUUCGGUGCCUAUUUCAGAAAUGCCCGAAUGGGCCCAGACUCCCUUUAGCACCACAAAGGCUUUGAACAAGAUUCAGUCAAAGUGUUAUCCUACUGCAUUCGGCGACGAUGGAAACAUCCUUAUUUGUGCCCCUACUGGCUCUGGUAAGACCAACGUUGCCAUGCUGACCAUUCUGCGUGAAAUUGGCAAGCACCGCAAUCCUACAACAGGUGAUAUCGAUCUCGACGCUUUCAAAAUCGUUUACAUCGCGCCGCUCAAAGCCCUAGUACAGGAGCAAGUGGGCAAUUAUGGCAAACGCUUGGAACCCUAUGGCAUUCGUGUUGCAGAACUCACAGGUGAUCGUCAAUUGACGAAGCAGCAAAUCGCCGAAACACAAAUUAUUGUCACAACCCCUGAGAAGUGGGAUGUCAUUACAAGAAAGGCUACCGACCUGUCGUACACCAACCUUGUUCGCCUGAUUAUUAUCGACGAGAUCCAUCUGCUUCAUGAUGACCGUGGUCCGGUUCUCGAGAGCAUUGUGAGCAGAACGAUUCGCAAAACUGAACAGACUGGCGAACCGGUUCGAUUGGUUGGCUUAUCUGCUACCUUGCCUAAUUAUAAAGACGUCGCCAGCUUCCUCCGUGCCGACGUUGACACUGGUCUCUUCCACUUUGAUGGCUCCUUUAGACCUUGCCCUCUGAGACAAGAAUUCAUCGGAGUCACGGAUAAAAAGCCUAUUAAGCAACUCAAGACAAUGAACGAUAUUACAUACAACAAGGUUAUGGAACAUGUUGGCGUCAACCGCAACCAGAUGCUUAUCUUUGUUCAUUCUCGAAAGGAAACUGCCAAAACUGCCAAAUACAUCCGUGACAAAGCCCUGGAAUUGGACUCAAUCAACCAAAUUCUUCGACACGACGCCGGCAGCCGCGAGGUUCUAGCUGAGGCUGCCAAUGAAGCUACCGAUAAAGACCUGAAGGAUAUUCUUCCCUAUGGAUUCGGUAUCCACCAUGCCGGUAUGAACCGUGUUGACAGAAGCGACGUGGAGGAUUUGUUCGCGCGUGGUGCUAUUCAAGUCCUGGUGUGUACCGCAACUCUGGCCUGGGGUGUCAACUUGCCUGCCCAUACUGUUAUUAUUAAGGGAACACAAGUUUACUCUCCCGAAAAGGGUAGCUGGGUAGAGUUGAGCCCUCAGGAUGUUUUGCAGAUGUUGGGUCGUGCUGGUCGACCACAGUUUGAUACCUACGGUGAAGGCAUUAUCAUUACAACACAGGCUGAGAUUCCAUACUACACCUCCCUUCUCAACCAACAACUGCCGAUUGAAAGUCAAUUUGUCAGCAAGUUGGUUGACAACCUCAACGCCGAAAUCGUUCUAGGCAAUAUCAGAACACGCGAUGAAGGUGUCGAGUGGCUUGGAUACACAUAUCUCUUUGUCCGAAUGCUUCGAUCCCCCGGCCUCUACCAGGUUGGAGCUGAAUAUGCGGAUGACACAGCGCUAGAGCAGAAGCGUGUUGAUUUGAUCCAUUCGGCGGCUACAGUGUUGAAGAAGACAAACCUCGUGAAAUAUGACGAGAAGACUGGAAAGCUACAAUCGACCGAGCUCGGUCGUAUUGCUUCGCAUUACUACAUCACUGCCAACUCCAUGGAGACAUAUAACAACCUGAUUCAACCUUCCAUCUCCACCAUUGAGCUCUUCCGAGUAUUUGCCCUCAGCGCUGAGUUCAAAUACAUUCCUGUUAGACAGGACGAGAAGUUGGAACUGGCUAAGUUGCUGUCGAGAGUUCCUAUUCCCAUCAAGGAAAGCAUCGAGGAACCUCACUGCAAGAUCAACGUUCUACUCCAAGCGUACAUUUCUCGACUGCGUUUGGAUGGUCUGGCUCUUAUGGCCGACAUGAUAUAUGUUACACAGAGUGCCGGUCGUAUUCUCCGCGCCAUCUUUGAAAUUGCUCUGAAGAGAGGCUGGUCUUCGGUUGCCAAGACUGCUCUAGACCUGUGCAAGAUGGCUGAGAAGCGCAUGUGGCCAACCAUGUCUCCGUUGCGACAGUUCCCGACCUGUCCUCGUGACAUUGUUCAGAAGGCUGAGAGAGUGGAUGUAGCAUGGGAUAACUACUUUGAUCUCGACCCCCCUCGCAUGGGAGAGUUGCUCGGCAUGCCACGUGCUGGGCGUACCGUAUGCGGCUUCGUAGCCAAGUUCCCUCGCGUUGAUGUUCAAGCACAGGUGCAGCCCAUGACAAGAUCUAUGCUAAAGGUUGAACUCGCAAUUACCCCCAAUUUUGAGUGGGAUGAUGCCUUACAUGGUACUUCGGAAAGCUUCUGGAUCAUUGUCGAAGAUUGCGACGGCGAAGACAUUCUUUUCCACGAUACCUUUAUCCUGCGAAAGGACUACGCCAUUUCUGAGGCUAACGAGCACAUUGUUGACUUUACUGUCCCUAUCACAGAUCCCAUGCCCCCCAACUACUUCAUCUCCGUCAUUUCUGAUCGCUGGAUGCACUCCGAGACCCGUGUUCCCGUGGCAUUCCAGAAACUGAUCCUCCCCGAGAAGUUCCCUCCCCACACUGAGCUUCUCGACUUGCAGCCUCUACCAGUAUCUGCCUUGAAGGUAGCCAGCUAUGUCAAGCUUUACCCUGACUGGGGCCAGUUCAACAAGAUUCAGACACAAACAUUUAACUCGCUUUACAAGACUGAGCAGAACGUUUUUGUUGGUGCCCCCACGGGAAGUGGCAAGACAGUUUGCGCCGAGUUUGCUCUCUUGCGCCAUUGGAUGGAUGGCGAAGCUGGCAGAGCCGUGUACAUUGCGCCAUUCCAAGAAUCAGUGGACGCUCGAUAUGAAGACUGGCAAAAGAGACUCAGUGGUCUUGCUGGCGGCAAAGACAUCGUGAAGCUGACUGGUGAAACUGCUACCGAUCUGAAGCUGCUCGAACAGGGUGAUCUGAUUCUGGCCACACCAACGCAGUGGGACGUACUUUCGAGACAGUGGAAGCGUCGUAAGAACGUCCAGACCGUGCAGCUCUUCAUUGCCGACGAUAUUCACUUGCUUGGUGGACAUAUGGGAUACGUCUAUGAGAUCAUUGUCUCUCGUAUGCACUACAUCCGCACACAAACAGAGCUGCCUCUGCGCAUCAUUGCCCUCAGUGUUUCUCUUGCUAAUGCUCGUGAUGUCGGAGAAUGGAUUGAUGCUAAGAAACACGACAUUUAUAACUUUAGCCCUCACGUCCGUCCUGUUCCGCUUGAGCUGCACAUUCAAUCAUUCACCAUCCCCCAUUUCCCGUCUCUCAUGCUCGCUAUGGCUAAGCCUACCUAUAGCGCCAUUACUCAGAUGUCGCCUGACAAGCCUGCGAUGGUGUUCGUGCCAAGUCGCAAACAAACCAGAAACACCGCAAGAGACUUGCUUGCAGCUUGUUUGAUUGACGAAGAUGAAGACCGAUUCCUCCAUGCUGAGGUUGAACAGAUGAGACCGCUUUUGGACCGUAUUCAUGAAGAGGCACUAACUGAGGCGCUCUCCCACGGUAUCGGCUACUACCACGAGGCGCUUAGCCAAAGCGAUAAGCGCAUUGUCAAGCAUCUCUACGACAAUGGUGCUAUUCAAGUACUCGUCGCGUCUCGUGACGUUUGCUGGGAGUUGACCAGCACGGCACAUCUCGUCGUUGUCAUGGGCACGCAGUUCUUUGACGGUCGCGAGCAUAGAUAUGUGGACUAUCCCCUGAGUGAAGUCUUGCAGAUGUUUGGCAAGGCGCUCCGACCCUCCAAGGAUGGUCGUGGUCGUGGUGUCCUGAUGGUGCCCCAGGUGAAGCGAGACUACUACAAGAAGUUCUUGAGUGAAGCUUUGCCUGUUGAGUCGCACUUGCACAACUUCCUUCAUGACGCCUUUGUUACCGAAAUCAGCACCAAGAUGAUCGAGUCUGGUGACGAUGCCAUCAACUGGACCACCUUUACGUACUUCUACCGCCGCCUCCUUGCUAACCCAAGUUAUUACAAUCUCACAAGCACGACACAUGAGGGUCUAAGCAACUACAUGUCCGAUCUUGUAGAGACUACGCUGAAGGAGCUUGACGAAUCCAAGAUUAUUGACUUCGAUGAGGAAGAUGGUUCUGUGUCCCCUCAGAACGCUGCCAUGAUUGGUGCCUACUACAACAUUUCAUACAUCACCAUGCAGACCUUCCUUCUGUCGCUCAGUGCUCGUACGAAGCUCAAGGGCAUCUUGGAAAUUGUCACCUCGGCUACCGAAUUCGAAUCUAUCCAAGUGCGAAGACACGAAGACGGGCUGUUGCGCCGUAUCUAUGAGCGUACACCAGUCAAAAUGUCGCAGCCUGUAUUCGAUUCACCUCAUUUCAAGGCAUUCGUUCUUUUGCAAGCUCAUUUCUCUCGCAUGCAACUCCCUAUCGAUUUGGUGAAAGAUCAAGAAAUCCUCCUCACUCGUGUUUUGAGCUUGCUGAGCGCCAUGGUCGACAUUUUGUCAUCUGAUGGCCACCUUACGGCGAUUAACGCGAUGGAAAUGUCGCAAAUGGUGGUUCAAGCCAUGUGGGAUAGAGACAGCCCUCUGAAACAGAUUCCCCACUUUGGUACCGACGUUGUCAAGGUCGCCAAUGACUUUGGCAUCAAGGACAUCUUUGAUUUCAUGGAGGCUAUGAAUCCUGAGGAGAACCCUGACUACAAGAACUUGAUCAAGGGCUUGAAGUUAUCGCAGAAGCAGCUUGCCGAAGCUGCAAACUUCACCAACGACAAAUAUCCCGAUCUUGAACUUGAGCAUGAAGUCAUGGACGAGGAUGAGAUUCGCGCUGGUGAACCGUCGUACCUUCAAAUCCAGAUUACACGUAAUCUGGAGGAGGAUGACGAACACGAUUCAACAGUCCACGCGCCAUUCUACCCCAACAAGAAGAUGGAGAACUGGUGGCUAGUUGUUGGAGACGACAAGACCCAGAACUUGCUCGCCAUUAAGAGAGUCACCAUUGGCCGUGAGCUCAAGGUCAAGCUCGAGUACACUGUACCUACAGCAGGUGAACAUAAACUGAAGUUGCUAUUGAUGAGCGAUAGCUACGUCGGUGUCGAUCAGGAGAGACAGUUUGUCGUCACUGUUGCCGAAGGCAUGGAGGUUGACUCUGAUGAAGAGGAGGAUGAGGAUGAGGAGUAAGAGAGGGUUUUGUUUUGAAGCUAUUAUCAUUUCUUCUUUAUUUCAACGAAAAAGUGUUGCGUUUUAUUUUAAUGUUAUAAAUGUAUCAGUACAAUUGAACAGAUAUCUUCCAUAUCACAGUCCCUGUGCAGUGUAUCACUUGAUACUCCACGUCGUCAUGUCUGGACAAGGAGACAACGAGUUGGGAUGCAGCCAAUGUUUUGGUACGAGUUUCCUUUCAUUACAAAAGUCCAAAGUAGCAAAUCCAUAAAAAGCC